Acanthopagrus latus (yellowfin seabream) is the source of this 5664-nucleotide messenger RNA. RefSeq names its product 5'-nucleotidase, cytosolic IIb (gene nt5c2b). The coding region runs from base 250 to 1935 and encodes 561 amino acids. The record is from RefSeq and is a predicted model, not a curated record. NCBI's taxonomy places the organism in Eukaryota, Metazoa, Chordata, Actinopteri, Spariformes, Sparidae. Gene Ontology annotation, molecular function: 5'-nucleotidase activity. The transcript is spliced from 18 exons.
CGCCCCCUGAAUGUCUCAUAAUAGCAGCUGGGGGCUCACACAGAGAUAGCAGAGAGCAGACUGAGCAGGGACACUCAUCUGCUGCCUGGCUGUACAGUAGAGACAUCACCGCUUUGCCUGCCGCUUUCUUGUCAGAAAAUACACAUUAGCGACUUCUCCGACUUUCGCACAGCCGCAGGCGCAUGCUCAGACCCACUGACGGUGCAGUUGUUUUAUUCAGGAACUCAGAGACACAGCAAAGCUUUCAAGAUGACAACUUCAUGGAGCGACCGACUGCAAAACUAUGCAGACCUGCCUGCCAACAUGGAUGGUCUGACAAUGAAGAAAUACAGAAGAGAGCCAUACCACAGAGUGUUUGUCAACAGAAGUUUGGCCAUGGAGAAGAUUAAGUGCUUUGGCUUUGAUAUGGAUUACACUUUAGCAGUGUACAAGUCACCAGAGUACGAGUCAUUAGGUUUUGAGCUCACAGUGGAGCGGCUGGUUUCCAUCGGUUAUCCUCAGGAGCUGCUCAGCUUUGUCUACGACCCAUCCUUUCCCACCAGGGGCCUUGUGUUUGACACCAUGUAUGGAAACCUGUUGAAGGUUGACGCCUAUGGUAAUAUCCUCGUCUGUGUCCAUGGAUUCAACUUCCUUCGAGGCCCUGAGAUCCGCGAACGGUACCCAAACAAGUUUAUCCAGAGAGAUGAUACAGAGCGUUUUUAUAUCCUCAACACACUCUUCAACCUGCCAGAGACCUACCUCUUUGCCUGCCUUGUGGAUUUCUUCUCCAACUGUGACACAUACACAAGCUGUGAAACUGGCUUCAAAAAUGGUGACCUCUUCAUGUCCUAUAAGAGCAUGUUCCAGGAUGUCCGCGAUGCUGUCGACUGGGUCCACUUCAAGGGUACUCUGAAGGAGAAGACGGUUGAGAACCUGGAGAAGUAUGUAGUGAAAGAUGGGAAGCUGCCUCUUCUCCUCAGCCGAAUGAAUGAAGUUGCCAAGGUUUUCUUGGCUACUAACAGUGACUACAAAUACACUGAUAAAAUCAUGACCUACCUGUUUGACUUCCCCCAUGGCCCGAAGGCUGGUACCUCCCACCGGCCCUGGCAGUCCUACUUUGAUCUGAUCCUGGUGGACGCCAGGAAGCCGCUGUUUUUCGGGGAGGGCACAGUGCUCAGACAAGUAGACACGACAACAGGACGUUUAAAGAUAGGAACAUACACAGGACCUCUGCAGCAUGGAAUAGUUUAUUCUGGAGGUUCCUCAGACAUUGUGUGUGACCUGCUGGGGGCCAAGGGGAAGGACAUAGUGUACAUUGGGGACCACAUCUUUGGAGACAUCCUCAAGUCCAAGAAGCGUCAAGGCUGGAGGACGUUCCUGGUUAUACCUGAGUUGGCCCAGGAGCUGCACGUGUGGACCGACAAGAGCUCAUUAUUCGAGGAGCUGCAGGGCCUGGACAUCUUCUUAGCAGAACUCUACAAACAUCUGGACAGCAGCAGCAACGAGAGGCCAGACAUCAGCACUAUUCAGAGAAGAGUCAAGAAAGUGACACACGACAUGGACAUGUGCUACGGCAUGAUGGGUAGCCUUUUCCGCAGCGGCUCCAGACAGACCUUGUUCGCCUCGCAAGUGAUGCGUUACGCUGACUUGUACGCAGCCUCCUUCAUAAACCUGCUGUACUAUCCCUUCAGCUACCUCUUCAGGGCUGCACACGUACUGAUGCCCCACGAGUCGACGGUCGAACACGCACACGUGGACAUCGACAUGGAGUCACCGCUGGCCACUCGCAACCGCACCCACUGCAGCGACUGCAAGGACCUGGAGUGCAAACGCAACCAACUGACCCGCUCCUUCAGCGAGAUCAAACCACCCAACCUGUUCCCCCAGACUCCCCAGGAGAUCACUCACUGCCACGAUGAGGACGAUGAUGAAGAGGAGGAGGAAGAGGAGGAAUAAGCUUGUAUUGAGAAAAAAUACGUUCCUGUUUUCCUGUUCCUGCCUUCUUUGUUUCCCAGUAGAGUCAGAUAGUUCUCUCUCUCAAAUUGCAGGAAGGAAAAGCAUCUCCAGUAUGUGUGUGUGUGUGUGUGUGUCUAUAUGCCAAUACUGUAUGCACACAAGCACACACACACACGCACACACACACUGGGGAGUUCUGAGGAAAGUAAAAAGGACCAGUAGCGAGACAGAUCAAAAGACUGUAUGCAUGCUUGGUCCUCAGAAACCCAACUGUUCCUAGCUUCAUUUAAAAAGGGAAAAAGAAAAAAACAAAACAAAAAAAAAAAGGUUAAUGGUUAAUGGUUUUAAUCGAUCUAAUUUGAUUUCUGUAUAAUUUUUCCCAUCAGACAGACAGAACAUCAGACUCUGUGAGUUUUAUAAGCUGACUUCAGAGCAAUCUAUCAGAUGUGGUUCGUAAACUGUAGUUUAAUCCUGACUGCCACAGUUUGCAUAUUAUAAUCGAAAGUAACAGUUUGCAGUCACAGUGUCAUAAAAAAGAUCCACAUACUGUAUCACAACACUUUUUUUUAUGCAACAUGGGAACAACAUGCAGUUUUUCGUCUGUUUAGUUGUGUCCAUUUUCUUGUCAUUAUACAGGACUAUUCUCUUGUAACGUGUGUGUAAGGGUGUGUGUGUUUCUGUGUGUCUGUCUGCCAAAGUAGACUCACUCAGAUGGCAGCAGCAUCCCGAGGGAUGGUAAACUAAGCGUCCAUUGUACUAAACUGAAGCACAGGAGCACUGAAGCACAAGCUGGCGUUAAAACCAAUCCACAACCAGAUGCAUUUUAUUUGAACGGCACUUGAACUGAUGUUUUGUUACCAAGCAACAAUGAGGACAGCUCUGUAAACGUAUUUUCUGCCCAUAGACUCUAUGACAACCCUGGACUACAGUAGUGUUACUGUAAAUAGCUAUCAGGUGGAUGGUUUGAUGCCAUGAGCAGCUAACAUGCAGUAUUUCUUCCACUUGGUUAUUUAGAAAGAUGAAACUUGAGAAUUGCAUUCAGCUAUUUCAGAGAGAUGCAUGACGUGAGCUUUGUCAAAGUGUAUAUCAGUGGCCUCAGUAUGCAGGGAAACGAGGCCUUUUAGGAUGCACAGUAUAGAGCUAAGUGCAGUAGGUUGACCUGCUUUGUUUAUCUUCUUGGCUUUGGGGCGUUGUUGGGCGUUUUUUGUGUAUCAGCUGACUUUAAAUCGUUUACGUCAUCAUCUGGGAGAUUCAUGUCGACAGAGCGUGUGUGGUUGAGUGUGAACAGUAUUCUUCUGUCAGGCCUCUAAACACUGUGAAGUGACCCUUUCAUGAUAGGGUUGGUUUGAGCUGUCAUGACUAGUUCAGAACUGGAUGAAUAUCUCUGAGUUUAAGCAUUUGACUCUGCAUUUGCUUUGAAUGUGUCGGGUCAACAAAAGACACCAUUGUUGGGUAACACUUUUUCUUUUAUAACCAUCAUUAAUAAAUGGUACAUUUACAUUUAAUUAAACUUAAGUUAAUAGUUUUUUGGCUGUUAACAAACAUGAAAUGCUUUGUAAACUAUUUAUUAGGCAAUUGUUUAUUUUUAUUUAUUACGUUUGGAACUGAUUUUUAUAAAGAUUUAUAACGGCAUAGUAAGUGGUUUAUAAAGCACAUCAUCUUUGGUUAACAGUGGAAUAACUAUUAACGAAACACAUGCAAAAAAAGAACCUGAGUAGGAAUGCAAGAAAUAAAAAUGUUAAAAAAAAAAUAAAAAUAAAAAAAAAGUUUAAAAAAAAACCCUAACCUGCUUAAGAAAAAAAAGGAUUUUAGAAUUUGCCUAAGGCUGAAAGUUGUACAAACAGGUAGUGGGAAUAAAUCACAUCGAAUAUGAAGCAUGUGACUUAAAGGUGCAAUAUGUAAGAAUUUUAGUUUGAAACAUGCAAAAAUUGACCAAAGUUACCAACAGUGUGAACAAUUAAAUACAUGAAUAACAGUGCUGACGUUAUGUCAAAGACAUCUAUGUCUUGUGUCCCAGAAAUAUCUACUGAAGUUAGCAUGCUAACCAGCUAGCCCAGGAUCAUUCUACCACUUUGUAUCUCAAGAAAGGACAGUCUGUUUAGCCCAGGCCUCUGCAGGUUGGUGCUGACUCUUUCCUGCGAGUCAGAAGCCUAGCUGGAGCAGCUGUAAAUCGCCUUUGUGCCAACAAUUACGGGGUGCUGUGAGUUUCCAGUCCAGGCAUAUUCAGCUAAUGAGACCUCUAGCUGCAAGGCUAAUUGAGCCAAAUAGUUAACUGCAGUCAGCGGUUACUUUGCUGACGUGCUGUUCCCUUUUCGUCUGAAUUCCACAGGAAACCAAUUCUUACAUAUUGCUCAUUUAAAAAUCCACUGAGGCUUCAACUGGAGAGAUGAAAAAUGUGUGAGACAAACAUCAGAUCUGAGGCAUGAGGAGACCGUGUAGGUGAAACAAAUGUAAAUGUCAAUUUUUUUGUGCUAGAUUGGGAUGGAGAUUUGGCUAGUGACCAAAUUACCCACCAACCGUCACCAGACUUUGAUUCAAUUGUUGCUAAAACCUGAUUGGUUGAUGGAAGUAUGUGACAUCCAUCAGCUUUUUCCAGCAGAGCUCAAAAGUGUAACGCAGAUCUGUUUAACAUGUGUCCAAAUGCAACAUUGUUAGCAUGUGCGACACCAUGAAAGCUGCCUGAAUGUCAAACAUGGUCUUUCCUGUAUGUUUUAACUUUCCUCGCCUUUAUAUUCAGUCUCGACAUGUUGUGUGGGUCCUGUGUGUUGGAUCGGCCUGUUGAUUUAGGCCACAAAAGGGAAAAAACAAGCCGUCUACUUUUUGCAUUUUUUUAGGUUUUGGCCUGAUGUGGUGUGGAGAGAGGUGAAUGUGUUAAGCUGUGUGAUAAUUCAAUGGAUGAAACCUUAGAACUAUAUUACAACUGUUUGUUAUCCUUUAUUCUUUUUUCUAUCCUUUUUUUCCUUCAUUUUUUUUUACAAAUGAAAUAUUUGUAUUCUCAAAUUUGCAUUGGUUUGUUGAACAGAUAGUGACUGGAUAUGCUACAUGAGGCAGCUGCGUUGCUAAUAGUAAAUAGCUGACUGUCUUUUCUUUGCAUAAUUUGCAUAUGCAUGUGAAAAUACUAAGCAUAUCCGUUGUGGCAGGGGGUUUAUGGUAGCAUUGGUUUGACUUCUACGUGGACUGCAUCACUUUAGGAUAAAAAGCUUUUUUGACUUUUGUCAUUGUAGUUUACAUGGGGACAGAAAAAAUAUAUAAAAAAAACUGUAAACCUAUAAAAAAGAAAAACGUUAGAAUGAAGGGCAUGUGAAGUACCGUAACAAAAAAUGUUCCUUGUGUUCAACACCAUGGGGUUGUUUUUAUUUUUCUAAGCUAGUGUUUUAAAAUUGUCUUGGUUUACAGAAGUGUAAAUAGACAUUUCCUUUUCUUCUUCUUACCAUUUUCCCCCAACUAUUAUUAUUCUUUUUUUGGUUAACUUUUAUACAGUACAGUUUAAAAUAACUACAGCCUGGCGAACAGGUUUGAAGUGCUUUAGAUAAUUUUUAUCUGUUGUUGUGAUGCAGCCACAUUAACCGCAGGUGCCAAACAGUCACCUUUCAUUUUCUAAACUAUCUUUUGUUUUUAUGCAUAUCAUUUCCUGUUCUCCCAAGCAGUGUUUUGUUUGUUUGUUUCCAGAAAUUACCAUACAGACUGUAAUUACAUAAAAAUGUAGAAUAAAGAUAGUUUUUCAUAAUU